UGACGCUCCUUCCUAACCUCGCUUUCCUCGCUUUCAACUCGGCCGAAACCGCGCCCCCGGCGCGCAGCCGAACGGCGCCAUGUCGGCCGUGGCGGAGUUUGUGCGGUUGCUGAGCAGGCCGCGAGUGGAGAAGAAGAUGUUCAAGUGCGAACAGACGGAGAGUGAAUGGGCGACCGUCUAUGAACGAUGGGACGUGCUUUACGUCUGGGCGCUGCUGGGGACCUCCCUGCUGCUGUGGCUCUUCCGCGCCCUCUCGGAGCUAGCGAAGUUCCAGGUUGCCACUGUCAUCUCAGACAUCCUCUUCACAGUUGCAGAUUUGCUGCUUUGCAUCUUGCUGAACGGCAUCUCCUGGUAUUGUGUGGUGAAGCGUUUGGGCUUUUGCGGCCGCGCGGGCUACCUGGUCUGGGCGGUCUUGUAUGUCUUCCUGAACAUCGGACGGCUACAGACGAUCACUUGGACGGAAGUUGGGGAGCAGUGUGGUGUCCUAAGCUUUUGAAACAUGUUCAGACUUAAGUGUGAUUCUGAGCAUGAAAAAGCUUCCUAAGUUAAGUGUGAUUUGAUGGUCAGACUUAAUGAAGAGCAACACUCUGCAUCUCUCAACCAUUGGGUUGGUGGUUGCUAGUCUACUUGUGCCUUUUCCACCCCCUUGUGAGCACGGAGGCUUUUUGUUAUCAUCAGCCGCAUCAGCCAUCAAGAAAGGUGUCAUCAUCAGAAUAACCCAGUUGGGUGUUGAAACGAACUGGCCCUGGGAUAAAGACUUCCAUAUUUGUGGUUUCUGCUUGAAACUCCAAGACUUCCCCCAAGCCUGGCUUGGUUCUCGCUUGGUUCUUUUUGGUCUGCGCCACAGACCAUUCAAGGCCGGACACGUUCGCUCUUCGAGGCUCUUCCGUGAGUCCGAUGGCUAGGAGUCACUGGUAUCUCUUCUACUUCUUGAUGCUGAUCCCAGCCGGCUUCAUGAUCUUGGCGUUGAUCCAGCUCUACCGGAGCUCCCGACCCACCUUACUCACCUAGCCAGGCGGCCAGGCGCACACAGUGCCGCCGAUGCUUCAGCCGGGUGCUCAUUGCUUGAGAA
This is a messenger RNA of Durusdinium trenchii, 1072 nucleotides long. The record is from the annotation of a GenBank genome assembly. NCBI's taxonomy places the organism in Eukaryota, Dinophyceae, Suessiales, Symbiodiniaceae.